Lutra lutra (Eurasian river otter) is the source of this 1200-nucleotide messenger RNA. It is a transcript of the gene FBL, whose product is annotated as fibrillarin. Gene Ontology annotation, biological process: rRNA methylation; box C/D sno(s)RNA 3'-end processing. Gene Ontology annotation, molecular function: RNA binding; rRNA methyltransferase activity; histone H2AQ104 methyltransferase activity. The transcript has 9 exons. Gene Ontology annotation, cellular component: box C/D methylation guide snoRNP complex; small-subunit processome; nucleolus. The coding region runs from base 147 to 1094 and encodes 315 amino acids. The record is from RefSeq and is a predicted model, not a curated record. Lineage: Eukaryota; Metazoa; Chordata; Mammalia; Carnivora; Mustelidae.
CCUGGGCUCCGAGGGGCGGGGUUGCGAAGAUGCGUCACGCGCCGUACGACGCCGCGCGUGCGCUCCUUUCCACGUGCGAAAGCUCCAGACUCGUGUAGUCUGGGUCGCUCCAGAAGAGUCCUGAGCCGGGGAGCUGAGCUCUCGCCAUGAAGCCAGGUUUCAGCCCCCGUGGGGGCGGCUUCGGUGGCCGAGGGGGCUUCAGUGACCGCGGUGGUCGUGGUGGAGGCCGAGGAGGCUUUGGCGGGGGCAGAGGUCGGGGUGGCGGCUUUAGGGGCCGAGGCCGAGGAGGAGGAGGAGGAGGACGAGGUGGUGGAGGUUUCCAGUCUGGUGGCAACCGGGGCCGCGGUCGGGGAGGAAAAAGAGGAAACCAGUCGGGGAAGAAUGUGAUGGUGGAGCCUCAUCGGCAUGAAGGUGUCUUCAUUUGUCGAGGAAAGGAAGAUGCCCUUGUCACCAAGAAUCUGGUUCCUGGAGAAUCAGUAUAUGGAGAGAAGAGAGUCUCUAUUGCGGAGGGCGAUGACAAAAUCGAGUACCGUGCCUGGAACCCCUUCCGCUCCAAGCUGGCAGCAGCAAUCCUGGGCGGCGUGGACCAGAUCCAUAUCAAGCCAGGGGCCAAGGUGCUCUACCUUGGGGCUGCAUCAGGCACCACUGUCUCCCACGUCUCUGACAUUGUAGGCCCGGAUGGUCUAGUCUAUGCAGUCGAGUUCUCCCACCGCUCUGGCCGUGACCUCAUUAACUUGGCCAAGAAGAGGACCAAUAUUAUUCCUGUUAUUGAGGAUGCUCGGCACCCGCACAAGUACCGCAUGCUCAUCGCAAUGGUGGAUGUGAUCUUUGCCGACGUGGCCCAGCCAGACCAGACCCGGAUCGUAGCCCUGAAUGCCCACACUUUCCUUCGAAACGGAGGACACUUUGUGAUUUCUAUUAAGGCCAACUGCAUUGACUCCACGGCCUCUGCUGAGGCUGUGUUUGCCUCUGAAGUGAAGAAGAUGCAGCAGGAGAACAUGAAACCCCAGGAGCAGCUGACCUUAGAGCCGUAUGAGAGAGACCACGCCGUGGUGGUGGGUGUGUACAGGCCACCUCCCAAGGUGAAGAACUGAACCCCCCUUCCAUCUGGAUUGCCAAGAGAUUAUGUUGCUACUGUUUCACGUGUGUUUUUCUAUUAAAAGACUUAUCCAGGCGCACCUGGGUGGCUCAGUCGCUUAA